Messenger RNA from Knipowitschia caucasica, 393 nucleotides. The record is from the annotation of a GenBank genome assembly. Lineage: Eukaryota; Metazoa; Chordata; Actinopteri; Gobiiformes; Gobiidae.
AUGUCUCUCAGACCCAGACUCUCAGACCAGACUCUCAGAGGCCUCUCAGACCCAGACUCUCAGACCCAGACUCUCAGACUCUCAGACUCUCGGGACUCUCAGAUCUCUCAGACUCUCAGACUCAGACUCUCAGACCAGACUCUCAGACCUAGACUCUCAGACCCAGACUCUCAGACUCAGACUCUCAGACCUCUCAGACUCUCAGACCUCAGACUCUCAGACCCAGACUCUCAGACCCAGACUCUCAGACUCUCAGACUCUCAGACCCAGACUCUCAGACCCAGACUCUCAGACCCAGACUCUCAGACCCAGACUCUCAGACCUAGACUCUCAGACCUAGACUCCAGACAGACUCUCAGACCUAGACUCUCAGACCUACACUCUCAGACCUAG